This is a messenger RNA of Penicillium robsamsonii, 438 nucleotides long. RefSeq lists its product as uncharacterized. NCBI's taxonomy places the organism in Eukaryota, Fungi, Ascomycota, Eurotiomycetes, Eurotiales, Aspergillaceae. The transcript has 2 exons. The record is from RefSeq and is a predicted model, not a curated record. Bases 1 to 438 code for a protein of 145 amino acids.
AUGGCCAAGGCCACUUCCAAGCCCAACAUUGAUGCUGCACAAAUGAAUCAACACUUGGGGUACAUGAUCAUCUCCUGUCAGGAGACAUUGGAAGAGCUUGAUAAUGCCACAGCCAAAUACCGAGUGGCGGUCGACGAUCCCCUCCCCACGCCCCACUGUCAAUACGCCGUUGUACCGUUGGCUCGGCACUUCAGGGCCCAAGUCAAAACUCAAUUACAGAGAAUUAUAUGGGACUUGCGGAGCAACUCCUUCAUAAAGUACCGGGAGAAGCUUCACUCCCAUACGGAUUCGAUCAAUCUUCUUUUGAAUACCUUCAUAUGGUCGGCUACCGACCGCAUUGAGGUGAAGGGUAAAUACCACACAAAUAUGCAAAAUGAGCUCCUAUACGAAACAUCCCAGUUAAAUAAGAGUAUAAACCAGCUGGUGCAAUCUCUCUAG